AUGCACCUUCUAUUCCCGCUGCUGCGAUAUGACGCCUUCAAGAAGGGCCUGCCAGUGGCGGAGUGCUUCCAGCUGCAGGAAAAACUACGCACUACCCUCACGGACAGCCAGCAAAAGGCAGCAGAGCAGCGCGCUGCGACCGACGAGCUGCAUGCAGACAAGCUUGUGGACCGCGUAGCGCAGCUGGCUGUGGACAACAGCCUCGACGUGCUGGAUGUGGCGCUGGCACCUACGGGCGGACAUGAGCGCGGCGCAAUCAGCGUGGGGGAGCUGAAGCGAUUGGAGCGAAUGGUCUGCUUCAGCGAUGACUCCUUUGACCCCAGGUGUCUGCAGGGCGAGCGCCUCGAGCUGCGCGGUCAGGACGACGAGGUGCUGCGUGUUGUGGACGCCCCGGCCCUGCCCUUCAUCUGGAACCACCCCGAGCUGCGCCAGGUGGAUAGAGCCAACGCCGCCAUCUCGGCCAACGUGACGGGCCUCAUGGCUCAGCGCAGCAAGCAUGCCUCCACAGCUGCACACUUUGCUCUUGCUGCCGAUGAUGAUUACCCAGCGGACCAGCAAGUCCAGCAGCUGCCGCUGGCGCCAAUCACGGCGGCAGUCGACGAGCUCGAGGCGGCAGCUGCAUUGGUGGACCUCGAGCAGGUGGUCGACGUGGUCGGCACGGGCAUGUCGGGGCUGGUCUUCAGCUACAGGCAGCCAAGCGGGAGGCUCCUGGCCCUGAAGGUGUCCCCGCUGGGCUCAGCCAAAGCGGCCGCGCUCUUGCACGAGGCCCGGGCCUUGGUAGCUCUGCGGGCGCACUGGGACACCUUUGUGCCACGCCUGGUUGCAGCAGGGGCGGAGAGCAGCGGCAACGGCUUUGUGACGGCCACCUGCUACAUCCAGGGUCGCUAUGUUGACCCGGCGCGAGAUCAGCACCUUGUGCCGCAGCUCGAGCGCGCCCUGGCGGCCGCGCAUGCCUGCGGGGUGGCCCAUGGGGACCUGCGUCAGAGCAACGUGCUGGUGCAGCAGGAGCCCGGCGGCGGGCAGCGCGCAUGGCUCAUCGACUGGGGCAACGCGGUGCUGUCUGCUUCGCAGCAGGAUAUGGACGAGGAUAGGAUGAUUUUGAGUGGCAUGUUCAGGAGCACAGCUGCACAUUCGUAG
This is a messenger RNA of Monoraphidium neglectum, 1137 nucleotides long. RefSeq lists its product as hypothetical. The record is from RefSeq and is a predicted model, not a curated record. The transcript is spliced from 6 exons. Gene Ontology annotation, biological process: protein phosphorylation. The coding region runs from base 1 to 1137 and encodes 378 amino acids. Gene Ontology annotation, molecular function: protein kinase activity; ATP binding. Lineage: Eukaryota; Viridiplantae; Chlorophyta; Chlorophyceae; Sphaeropleales; Selenastraceae.